This is a messenger RNA of Ictalurus furcatus (blue catfish), 4020 nucleotides long. RefSeq names its product solute carrier family 44 member 4 (gene slc44a4). Gene Ontology annotation, biological process: choline transport; thiamine pyrophosphate transmembrane transport. Gene Ontology annotation, molecular function: thiamine pyrophosphate transmembrane transporter activity. The coding region runs from base 182 to 2344 and encodes 720 amino acids. The record is from RefSeq and is a predicted model, not a curated record. The transcript is spliced from 22 exons. Gene Ontology annotation, cellular component: plasma membrane. NCBI's taxonomy places the organism in Eukaryota, Metazoa, Chordata, Actinopteri, Siluriformes, Ictaluridae.
ACCGCGAAAGGGCCAGGUAAGUAGCAGGUGCGGCGUGACGUCAGUGCUUGGUAACCUGCUACCGAGAAACAGGGAGAGAGGGAGUUAGGAGAGACAAAGGGAAGUAAGAAGAGAUUUGUGUCGGUGUUGAAGUUUAUAACUUCAGUCUGUACAGUGUGGCUCCACACAGACCCACAUCAGCAUGGGGAAGAAAAAAGAGGAUCAAGAACAGCAGCAGUCUGAAUAUGGAGAGCCAACACAAUUUGACCCGACAUUUAAUGGACCCAUUCAUAACAGGAGCUGCACUGAUAUCAUCUGCUGCAUCCUUUUCAUGCUUGUCCUCGUCGGAUACAUGGUGGUUGGAAUUCUGGCGUGGCUUUAUGGCGACCCACGGCACGUCCUUUACCCACGCAACUCCACUGGCAUGUUCUGUGGCCUCCCACCCAAUGAGAAUAAGCCGAAUGUGUUUUACUUCAAUAUCCUAAAAUGUGCCACAGCGACAAACAUCAUGGCCGCCGCACUUCAGGGCCUCCAGUGUCCCACCACUCAGAUCUGCGUGAGUUCGUGUCCUAAUAAUUUCUGGUCUCUGGACCCUCAAGCCUACAUUUCUAAAACUUCAGACUUAAAGAAUUACUUUAAACAGGAACUGUGUGUGCCGUCCUUCAACCUCAGCAGCAACACACUUACAGCAACGGAGAUCAUUAACAGGGAGCUGUGUGCAUUCUUCUACACACCUACCUCUCCAGUGUUGGGAAGGUGUUUACCCACUUUAGGCCCGGUGUAUAAUAACAUCCCCAGCAACUUCACUCUCUACGGCAUGGGGUCCAAUCAGACUGUGAAUAUGAUCAAGAACGCUACGGGUGACGUUGUGGGUGGGUUUAACGCCAGAGACGUGGGCGUCCGCAUCUUCGCAGACUUUGCUUCGACUUGGCAGUGGAUCGUUCUAGGACUGGUGAUAGCGAUGGUCAUCAGUUUGCUGUUCCUCAUUCUGUUACGCUUCUUGGCAGCCAUCUUGGUGUGGGUCCUCAUCAUUGGAGUUCUGGCAGUAGGAGCAUUUGGUAUCUGGUACUGCUAUAACGAGUAUGCGUUGUUGGCUAACUCCACUCUGACCUACAAUAACGUCGGCUUCACCACCAACGUCAAUGUGUACCUGCAGAUCCGUGACACGUGGCUGGCCUUCUUGAUCAUUCUCUGUGUGGUGGAGGCGAUUCUCCUCUUGACUCUCCUCUUCCUCAGAACUCGAAUUCUCAUCGCCAUCGCUGUUAUUCAGGAGUCCAGCAAGGCAGUGGGCUACAUGAUGUCAACGCUGGUUUUCCCAAUAAUCACCUUUGUGAUGCUCCUUGUGUGUGUGUCCUACUGGGGCAUAACCGCUCUUUAUCUGGCUACAUCCGGAGGCCCGGUGUACAAUGUUGUAGCUUUGAACUCUUCAGAGGCCGGCUGCAGCUCCAUCAACGGCACCCAGAGCUGUGACCCAACGACGUUUAACAGCUCGGCGUAUGGUAGCUGUCAGUCUGCACGCUGUGUGUUUAUAAAGUACAACACGGACGGACUGUUCCAGAGGAACCUCUUUAACCUGCAGUUGUAUAACGUAGUGGGCUUCCUGUGGUGCGUCAACUUCGUCAUCGCUCUGGGACAGUGCACACUCGCCGGAGCCUUCGCCUCCUACUACUGGGCCUUCCACAAACCCUCUGACAUCCCAUCAUGCCCUCUGAUCUCCUCCUUCAUGAGGGCGCUGCGGUAUCACGUCGGCUCUCUGGCGUUUGGGGCUCUGAUUCUCACUCUAGUGCAAAUAGUGCGCAUCAUUCUGGAGUACAUUGACCACAAGUUCAGAGAGGUUCAGAACCCCUGUGCUCGGUUUCUGAUGUGUUGUCUGAAGUGCUGCUUCUGGUGUCUGGAAAAAUUCAUCAAGUUCCUCAACAGAAAUGCUUACAUCAUGAUCGCCAUUUACGGCAAAAACUUCUGCGUCUCGGCCAAAAACGCCUUCUCCCUGCUCAUGAGGAACAUCAUCAGGGUGGUCGUGCUGGAUAAAGUCACUGACCUGCUGCUGUUCUUCGGCAAACUCCUGGUGGUGGGAGGAGUGGGUGUCUUGGCGUUUUUUUUCUUCAGCGGUAGGAUCACGAUUCCCAACUCGUCCUUCACAGCUUCAUCACUCAACUACUACUGGAUGCCCAUCAUCGCGGUAGUGUUUGGUGCGUAUCUCAUUGCGAGCGCGUUCUUCAGUGUCUACAGCAUGUGUGUGGACACACUCUUCCUCUGCUUCUUGGAGGAUCUGGAGAGGAAUGACGGCAGCGCUGAGAAACCCUACUACAUGUCCAAGAACCUGAUGAAGAUUCUGAACAAGAAAAACAAACAGCCCAAAAAAUGAACCUUCACUUCCUGCUCCACUAAAAUCCUGUCACAUGACCAAUCGGGUCCUCUACCUGCUCCUACACACUGCACUUUAACCUCCUUUAUUAGCGUUUAUUGUUUUAGCGUUCAUCAAUUUUUUAGCAUUCAUUUAGCCCCCGUUAUUCACGAAACGUAACACUUACUAAAGACUAAUCCCAGACUCAACACCUAACCAUCCAGCUCAACUUUUACCCUCACUUUCAGGGCGUUUUAUUAGCAUUUGUAUAUGUUUAACAUUAGCAUGUUUCAACCUUCAUUUCGAACAACUAAUGCUUCAAAGACUAAUCCCGGACUCAACACGUCUUGCCAGUGUCUCUCUAAACAUCAGAGAGAAUUUGUUUGAAUUCUUUAGUAGGAUAUUUGAUCUUAGCUGUAAGACUUAUUUAACAUUUGAUUAGCAUGUUUUUCUUUUAUUGUUUUAGCAUUAGCAGCUACGUUCACUCAAUGUAUUCAGCUUUUAAAGACUAAAAGAAAUCCAAGACCAAAUGCCCCUUUGGAGCAAAGUAUGUUUUAUACUUUUUUUUUUUUUUUUUUUAGAACAUUUGUUAGCAAAGAUUUAUGUACCAUAGUUUAUAUAGUUGCAUAGAAUUAUGUACCAGGGUACAAAACUGACACUCCUGGAAAACUUAACACUCCACAAAUACUAAUCCCAGACUUAACGUUUUACACAGACACUGGUUAGACGUGUGAAAUGAGGUGUGUUUAUUAGCUAGGUUCUUUUUGAACUUGCUAACAUUUAGCCUUGCUUAACGAAAUAUAAAUUUAAACAGUUGUGACGGAUUAAACCAAAGAUGAGUAACACUAACCCCAAAUUUAACAUACACACGCACACACACACUUAACCAGUGUUUGUCUAAAUGUUGGUCCAAGCCAAAUGUAUCCUUCAUCCCUAGAAAUUAUGAUUAGCAUGUUUUUUUUUAAAGGUUGAUUAGCAUUAGCCUCCGCACUUUUAAGUUUAUCUAUGCGAUUUAUCCAGCAAACACUCCCCCAAAACUUAACACACUUAACCAGUGUUUGUCUAAAUGUCAGAGAAAGAUAAACUUGGCCUUCUUUUCUAGAAGAUAACACUGAUUAGCAUUACUUUAGCUAUACAAUUGAUUUAACAAACACUCCCAAAGACUAAUCCCAGACUUAACAGCAUUUUCCAUAGAUAGCUGUGUUAUUUUAAGCCCCGGGGCAGCGAGUCUGAAACACGUGAGUGAGGAGGCCAUGUCCUCUAGUGUGUGUGUGUGUGUGUGUGUGUGUUUAAGAGGUUCCAUGUUGAGAUGAAAGGGUUUUAUAUUUUGUACUGAAGUGUGUGUGUAUACAGAUGAUUUAGCCGAGUGCCUCCAAGAUUCCGUUUUUACAUGAAUACAUUAAUAUUUGCAUGACAGGCAUUUUGAAUGACGUUUCUUUCUAACUGUGCCGAUCGUUUUUAUAAACCCAAUAAAGCCAUAACACUCUGAUUUUUAUCGUCUGCAGCUUUUAGUGCCAGGAGAAAGUUGAACUUUUGAACAAAGAAAAGAUGUUUAUUUAAAAUCCGUCAAAAAGUGAUGAUACUGUAAAAUGUAUAAAUAUAUUUCUAUAAUAAUUCUAUAUGAAUGACUUUAUAGCUGAUUUCUAUGAGCAGAGUGUAUUUCUACAACUGUGAAAUAAAGUGUUGAAUAUAAAGGC